Molecule: messenger RNA, 372 nt
Organism: Lasiosphaeria miniovina
Lineage: Eukaryota; Fungi; Ascomycota; Sordariomycetes; Sordariales; Lasiosphaeriaceae
Exons: 1
Coding region: 1-372 (123 amino acids)
Source: RefSeq, a predicted model, not a curated record
AUGCUAGGCAGCAAGGACGCCGAGUUCGCGGAGCUGAACAAGGACAAAAAGGUAAACAUGCGGUCUACUCGAACAAAAACCCCGAAUAAUGCCCAGUCGGCGCUGAACCCGCGAGAACAAAGGUCCUCAAGGGCUCGCUCUUCCAGUGCGGCCUGUUUCUCAACUAUCUCGGCUACCCGCACAAGACGACUCAAGCACAUGGCCGUGUUCGAGAGCUGUCUCGACCUCGAGCACUGCCGCGCCAUGCACAUCACGUCGUCGUGGGUGCCCAUGGUCCCCCACCGCUCAGUCCCGCCUAGCAUAGUCGAGCGCUUCUCGCGCAUGUUCUUCGCCAACAUGUUCCUCAAGAUUAGCGCUGCCGACGGCGGCUAG